CAUCGACCUCCUGAACAGCCAUGAUCAGAGGAUAGGGUAGCAUACCCCACAACGCCUCAAGAGCCGGUAACCCGGUUUUCAGUGUCAGAGCCCGUCUGCCUUCAAUUUCGCUUUCAUCUAAUUCCGGUAGUCCUAUGCACCCGACUCUGGGCAUUCUCGGCAUUAACACUUGAUAUCUCAACAUUUCUCCUCUCUAGACCAAUGAAGGCAAAGUUAAUGCGUGACGCAAGGAAGAUUCUGAUCAGUUCCACCACUCGGCCAUUGGAACCCGGACCUGGACUGGCUAGGGGCGGGGCGGGAUCGCUCCCUAUAUCGGCCAUUACCAUGGAUCCUCGUGGGCGGUACGGGAGAUCAACGGUUUCCAUGGACUACUAUAAAAGGACGUCCUGAUCCCCCUGAAGAUCUUCAGCUGUCGAUCUACAUACUACCAGACUCCCAAACCAAACGACUCAAGAUGAAGUUCGCUGCAUCUGUUGCUCUCCUGGCCGCCGCCGGCGCCCAAGCCCACUACACUUUCCCGGGCACCUCUUACAAUGGCCAGGUCUCUGCCGACUGGGAGACGGUCCGGCUGACUACCAACCGCUAUUCUCACGGCCCAGUGACCGAUGUCAAUUCGCAAGAAAUGACCUGCUACCAGACGGGGACCUCGGGCGCCCCGAAGAUUUUGUCCGUCCAAGCUGGCAGCAACGUCACCUUCAGGGUGGAUCCCAGCAUCCAGCACCCAGGCCCCUUGCAGUUCUACAUGGCCAAGGUUCCGUCGGGUCAGACGGCAGCCACCUUUGACGGCAAGGGAGCCGUAUGGUUCAAGAUCUACCAAGACGGACCGUCUGGCUUGGGCACCAGCUCCAUCACCUGGCCCAGCUCCGGCAAGGCCACAGUGAGCGUGCAGAUCCCUAGGUGCAUCGCCAACGGCGACUACCUGCUGCGGGUUGAGCACAUUGCCCUGCACAGCGCCUCGUCGGUCGGCGGCGCCCAGCUCUACCUGGCGUGCGCCCAGCUCACCGUCUCGGGCGGCAUCGGCACCCUCAACACGGGCUCGCUCGUCUCCUUCCCCGGCGCCUACAAGGCCACCGACCCGGGCAUCCUCUUCCAGCUGUACUGGCCCGUUCCUACCAGCUACGUCAACCCUGGUCCUGCGCCGGUUAAGUGCUAGACAGCUGGGCAGCCUGGGACUGGAACCAUUCGACAUGCCAAACUGACAGGUUUAAUCUUGUUGUGAAUCUGUGAUAGCUGCUGGCUCACUGCCUGGCAUCAUGAGCGCUGACAUGGAAGUCGGAGGCAGAGAAUGGAUGGAGUUUGGCGAAAGCUGAAGGGCUAUUUUCAAAGGAGUAUCAGCUACCUUCGACUUGAGCCAAGAGAUGUACAUACUUCAGUUCAAACUUCGCUGUACAUAGUUGCAAGUCGUACAUAGAGU
Canariomyces notabilis is the source of this 1414-nucleotide messenger RNA. RefSeq names its product lytic polysaccharide monooxygenase. Lineage: Eukaryota; Fungi; Ascomycota; Sordariomycetes; Sordariales; Chaetomiaceae. The transcript has 4 exons. The record is from RefSeq and is a predicted model, not a curated record. Bases 455 to 1153 code for a protein of 232 amino acids.